Molecule: messenger RNA, 2790 nt
Organism: Penicillium maclennaniae
Lineage: Eukaryota; Fungi; Ascomycota; Eurotiomycetes; Eurotiales; Aspergillaceae
Product: formin-binding protein HOF1
Exons: 8
Coding region: 1-2790 (929 amino acids)
Biological process (GO): cytoskeleton organization
Cellular component (GO): cell division site; cytoplasm; plasma membrane
Molecular function (GO): protein binding
Source: RefSeq, a predicted model, not a curated record
AUGCCUGGGACUGUGGCAGAGGGACCUUCGGUCUCCAUGUCCUUUGCGAACAACUUCUGGGGAAAGGAUGACGCCGGUCUCCAACCCAUGCUCGACCGCAUGCACGGAUCGAAGACAACAAGCGAUGAAUUGAAGGCGUUCUACACAAUCCGAGCAUCCAUUGAAGACGAAUACGCACGAAAACUCCAAGCCUUAUGUCGCAAACCGUUGGGUACAUGUGAAACUGGAUCUCUCAAAGCCUCGCUGGACGUGGUCCGCGGGGAAACUGAAGCCAUUGCCAAGGCACAUGCUGCCAUCGCGGGUCAGAUGAAAGUUGAACUCGAGGAGCCUCUGGGUGCAUUUGCCAGUGGAAUCAAAGAGCGACGAAAAAUUAUUCAAAAUACCAUUGAGCGCCUCCACAAAACCAAAGUGCAGCAGACAGCACUUGUGAACAAGACUAGAGAUCGAUACGAACAGGACUGUCUCCGCAUCAAGGGCUACCUGGCACAAGGCCACAUGGUCAUGGGCCAGGAAGAGCGUAAGAACAAGGCAAAGCUUGAGAAGACCCAGAUCCAGCUUGCAUCCAAUAGCCAGGAGUACGAGGCUGCAAUCAAGACUCUCGAGGAAACGACCGGUCGCUGGAACAAAGAAUGGAAAGCUGCUUGCGAUAAAUUCCAAGACUUGGAGGAGGAGCGACUGGACUUCACAAAAAGCAGUCUGUGGACCUACGCAAACAUCGCAUCGACUGUUUGUGUCAGCGAUGAUGCCUCUUGCGAGAAGAUUCGACUCUCCCUUGAGGACUGCGAGGUUGAGAAAGAUAUUGUCUACUUCAUUAAGGAACGAGGCACUGGAUCCGAUAUUGACGAGGGCGAAGGUUAUUCAGUCGCCCAGUUCCAGCGUACGAUGAACCCGGCUUUCCGCACUUCUUCUCCUCAGCCCUCGACGUAUGAGUCUCAUCAUGAUCCCCAAUCUGAUCUCGCGGCUCAAAUGGGCCAUCCGGCUCCUCCACCGAACGUAGAGCCAACACAGCAGUACCAACAGCCUCAGCCAGCUCAGCAGGCUCAGCCGCCGCCGCAGCCCCAACAACCCCUGCAACCUCAGCAACCCCUGCAGCCUCAGCAACCCCUGCAACCUCAGCAACCCCUGCAACCUCAGCAACCGCAGCAGCCACAGCAACCCCGCAGCAACCUGCUCCCUUGGAUUUCCGCCGAGGCGGCUAUCUGCCCCCCCAACUAUGACCCCGAGCAGCACGGCGAAAUUAACAAGAUUCCUCACAAUGCUUACCCGACCGACGGUAUGACCAUGUUCUGCCGAACUGGUCCUCCGUCGGAACGAGGCUCAGCAGCAAGCGCAUACCGACCAUCCAGUCGUGAUUCCCAGAGUGAGGUAUCAAAUCCCACUUCUAUGUCCAGUGUUGAGGCGCCAAUGCCAGUCAGUACCAAACAAAUAUCACCUCAGAGGCCAACAAACAGUGCGCCACUGCCGAGUGCCAGCUCCGGAGAUGAUAUGUCCCCGAAGAAGAAGAGUGCAUUCUUCAGUAACAGCCCCUUCCGUCGCAAGAGCCGUCAUGAAAAGGAAAGACCUGUCAUUCCAGCAGCUCAGUCCGCGUCGCGAAGCCCUUGGAGCUCUCCUAGCAAGCAUUCCACUCCAUCUAAAGCUGCUCCUUCUCCAAAUCAGAAUGAACGUCGUGCAGCUAGCCCGGAACCUGUCGACCCUCGUGCCAACUUCCAGCUCAAUGUCGGAAACAAUGUGUUUGACGUUGCCUCUCCCGACAAGAACGGAAAGAAGGCAGGGGGUCAGCAGGCUAAGGGAGCCGAAGAUGAUCUCGACCCGAUUGCGCGCGCUCUCGCUGAUUUGAAGACGUCUGGUGGAAAGCAAUCCACUCUCCGCGUCUCGGCUGACAGGUACCAUGGAAUCACCACUCCCACUCCUUCUGCGCCAUCAUCUGCUUAUGGUGGAAGUAGUUCUGGAGCCCCGCCGGCAUACAACGAUCCCUCAGUGAAACGACUUGGCGCCCCCGAGCCGGCCUUUACGUCGAAGCAGAUGCAAAAGACCACUCAGCGCUACACCGGUCAGACCCAGAGCAUGCUUCGUGGGGGAAGUAAUAACCCAGCCAUGGCCCCCAAGCCUCAAGAAGCUCCUCGUGCCAGGUCCCCGGCCCCAUCUCGACGAAGUGCUAGCCCGCAGGUUUCACCCCGAGUUGAUACCCGGAUGGGCACUCAGUAUGCUGGGGGAGCACCAGCUAGCCCAGGUGCUCCUCAAUCCAGCAGCAUGCGCAGUCGUUACAGCCAGUCUCCAACGCCGCUCCGUGCCCAAGACCCGCCUUACUCCCCCAAUGACUUUGCCAGAAGGCCAUCUCCUGCCGGCUCUCAUCGCGCAGUUUCUCCUCAGCCCCAGUUCCGCCAGCAGGCUCGUCCUUCCAGCGCCGGAGGCAUGGAGCUCCAGCUCUCCAAUGGUCAGGCUGAUUCGUAUGGCGGCGGUAGUGUCGGGGAUAGCUAUGGUUCUCGACGUGACGGUCGGCCCUCAUCUUACUAUGGUGACGCUGGUGGUCCCCCAGUUGGCCGAUCUCGCAGCCGCACCGUUGCUGUGGCUGACCCUGCUCGCAAAUUCAGCCGCGACGGACGUCCAAUCUUGCACUUUGCUCGCGCCUUGUACAGUUACACUGCUGCCAUUCCGGAGGAACUUGGCUUCACCAAGGGUGAUUGCCUUUCAGUGAUCCGACUCCAGGAUGAUGGAUGGUGGGAAGCCGAAAUCACCAACGGACGCGGUCACCCUGGAUUGGUGCCGAGCAAUUACCUGCAAAUCUUCUAG